CCUCCCUUACGUCAUCAAGAGAGGAGCCUCGAAGGGACGCAUUUAGCCUCUUCCGAGGGGGCUGCGCCUUUAAAUAUUGGAGUCGGAGCUCCAAUGGGUUUUUAGAGGCAUUGCAGACUUGAGCGAAAGGAAGAGACAGGUGCUAGCGAAUCCUGGAAUCACUUGGCACAAUAUGACAUCAAGGAUCUGAAGUGUCAUUUCGUCGAAAGCAUUAUUAUUUUCGUAGGCCUACUGUGAAGAGCUAUGCCGGAGCAGAGCAAUGACUACCGAGUGGUGGUGUUCGGCGCAGGGGGGGUGGGCAAGAGUUCCCUGGUGCUGCGCUUCGUCAAGGGGACCUUCCGCGAGAGCUACAUCCCCACCAUCGAGGAUACGUACCGGCAGGUGAUCAGCUGCGACAAGAGCAUCUGCACGCUGCAGAUCACCGACACCACGGGCAGCCACCAGUUCCCGGCCAUGCAGCGCCUCUCCAUCUCCAAGGGCCAUGCCUUCAUCCUGGUCUACUCCAUCACCAGCAAGCAGUCGCUGGAGGAGCUCAAGCCCAUCUAUGAGCAGAUCUGCCAGAUCAAAGGAGACGUGGAGAGCAUCCCCAUCAUGCUGGUGGGCAACAAGUGCGACGAGACGUCGGGCCGCGAGGUGGAGUCGCCCACGGGCGAGGCUGUGUCCAAGAGGUGGAAGUGUGCCUUCAUGGAGACGUCAGCCAAGACCAACCACAACGUCCAGGAGCUCUUUAAGGAGCUGCUCAACCUGGAGAAGCGGCGGACAGUCAGCCUGCAGAUCGACGGCAAGAAGAACAAGCAGCAGAAGAGGGCAGAGAAGCUAAAGGGGAAAUGUGUGGUUAUGUAAGAGGGGGUCGGGGGGGGGGGCAGGCAACCGGUCGGUCCAAAUCCAACAUCCUCUCCCCUGCAUCCCUACACAAGGACGUAGACUAGAACUCUUACUGAUGGUCGUACCAGAAGAAACACCCACAAAUGCACCCACCCACACACACCAACAUACACACACACACACACACACACACACACACACACACAUGCACACACACACACACAUGACUCAUCAUGAUAUAUCUGUUUAUGCUUAAAGUUUACACCAGGAGGGCGGAGGAGGACAUGCCACAAACGACCAUGUAGUAGCUUCGCAUGGAGACAAGGAAGUCAAGACAUUUAAACGGUUUUGUCAGGCUUGCUUGUACAACGGAACAAUAAAGCUAAAAAAAAUGACUGUACAGUGGAAGACCAAACAUCUAUAGUGCUCCCCAGUACUCCUCCAGCUCUCCGAACCACUCACAAAGAAGAUUUGUUGAAUAACCUAAUAUCCCCAGCCUGUGCCAGAAAGGGAUUUAAUUUCACUGACUGUGUAUUUGUACCAGAGCAAGGUCUCAACACCCACGUCUUACUGUUCAGCAAUCCAUUCCCUUCUGGACAUGUCACAGAUUUGGAUCACAGGAGGUAAUGUGGUGCAUAGGAUAAAUGGCUGACUUAGAAGUAGCCUGAAUCAUUUGAAAUGGUUUAAUGCUUAUUUUGGAUUUGGACUGAUGUAUGAAUUCUACUUGAGAGUGUUCAAAACACAAAUCUCCCACGCAGAGCAGUGCUAUACGAAGCAAUACUAGUGAAUGUCCAGGGAAUUGAUCUGUCAGUAAAGUACAUGAGCUACUUUUAAGAUUUCCCAAAAUGACACCUAAAAUGCUGUGUGUGUUGUUUAUAUUUUUGUGAUUCUUUUGUAUUUAUUUUUAUAUUUAUUUGCCAUAUGUUAAAGGCUAUUUUUGAUCUACAUUCAGAUGUAAAUGUAUGAGGAUCUAACCAAUCUGAAAUCAUUUUUACUUUCAAGUGGGGUUUAAAUUGUUUUUUUUCCCACCAGAAUUAACAGUAACGCCUUUCCCCUUUAUGCUAUGUCAAUGACAAAGAUAAAACAGAUUUAAAAAUGUGGCAAUACUAACCUGAUUGUGCCAGAAAGAUUUGUUAGGCUUUGUACUUCUAACCAAAUCUAACUUUUUCAAUCUAAAUAACCUAUUUGAACCAAUAUAAAACUAACAGAUUGCCUUGCAAUCAGUUCUUGUUUUUUUAUGCUGCCAGUUCUAUUGGGCAAUGUUUUCUUCAGUGAACUGACAAGGAACGAGUUUUUUGAGAGUGAUGCUGAGAUGGACUGAGUGAUGUCUGUCUGUGGAAUCUCCCAGCAGUUAUGGUGCAGUGUUUCCAAUAUACAUCUUUAUCAAAAUUGUUUUGGGAAUGUGUGGAUGACAUGCUUUGACGUGCAAGCUUGACUGUCCUGUGAACUUCUCAUUGCACAUACUGACAUAAUGUGUUUAUAUUUAGCAAUCAUUUGGCUAUUUAUUGGUCAUUUGGAAAUGAAUCAAAUCUGCUAUGUAUCUGCAUAAGCUAAAGCUGCAAAUCUAGUUGAUUAGCAGUAUUCUGCCUGAUAUAAAAUUGGAUUUAGCUCAUAAUGGAGCGUUUGUAUUAUUAUGUUUUGCUCUUUUGACCACAUUAGAUUGAGUAUAUUUAACUUACAAAAUACUGUUACAAAAUGCCUCAAAGAUCAUACUUUGAUGUCCUAAAAACCAAGCACACAGUUUGAUGUUCUGAUCUGAUGUUCUCAAAACUUUGUCAUAGCAAAAAAUAUACACAAUGUGAAUACAAAUAUUUAUAUAGGAAUGCUUCCACAUAUACAUACGUACUAAUAUCCAGUGUUCCUCAGACAAACAUGUCCAGUUUCUCAUAUGCAUUCCAAACAGACCUCAGUCAUGAAUGCGUAAGAGUAAAAUUUAGUUAAUUUCCUUAUUCAUGUGCAAAAUGUUAAACAUUUCAUUUUAUUAAGCAAAUCUGUAUUCAUUGUGUAACCGUCUGUGUUUGACAUAUACAUACAUGUUGACAAAUCCGAUGUUUAUUUGAGGAAUAGCUUGUACGUGUCUAUUUUAGAAAGAUGACUACAGUAAAUACUGCAGUAAAUUCUACAGCUAGCUUGUAUUGGCUAUCCUUACAUAGGGAAAUAGUAAUGUCCACUGCUAAAAUGUAUUAAUCGUAACAUUACUACCACAACUUCAACUAACAAGUUGAGGAAGUACAGAUUAAAACUUUUAUCUAAAGUAUAUUGCGUAGAAAAUCAGCAGUCUGAUUAUAUCUACAAGUAGAUGUACAGUAGAUUAAAACGACAGAUGUGUCACCGAGUUACAGAACAGUACAUGUGCAAGGAAUAAGGGAGAGUCAGGAGAGAAUAGCAAAAGCCUGUUUUUGUUUGAUAAAAGACCGUUAUUCAGUCUUUGUUUUGAUGAAAAUUGCCUGUAUAGACAUCAUGUGUGCCUACAAGUUUAUACUGGAUCUUCUUGUAUAUAAAUAUAUAUAAAUAUAUAUAUAUUGAAUCACAAAAAAUAAAGAAAAUGUUGCAUUUAA
Alosa alosa (allis shad) is the source of this 3383-nucleotide messenger RNA. Its product is annotated as GTP-binding protein Di-Ras2. The transcript has 2 exons. Lineage: Eukaryota; Metazoa; Chordata; Actinopteri; Clupeiformes; Clupeidae. The record is from RefSeq and is a predicted model, not a curated record. Gene Ontology annotation, biological process: signal transduction. Gene Ontology annotation, cellular component: plasma membrane. Gene Ontology annotation, molecular function: GDP binding; GTPase activity; GTP binding. Bases 244 to 843 code for a protein of 199 amino acids.